Molecule: messenger RNA, 1471 nt
Organism: Malania oleifera
Lineage: Eukaryota; Viridiplantae; Streptophyta; Magnoliopsida; Santalales; Ximeniaceae
Product: nifU-like protein 3, chloroplastic
Exons: 4
Coding region: 380-1105 (241 amino acids)
Biological process (GO): iron-sulfur cluster assembly
Cellular component (GO): chloroplast stroma; mitochondrion
Molecular function (GO): iron ion binding; iron-sulfur cluster binding
Source: RefSeq, a predicted model, not a curated record
GUCACUGCACACCAAACAGAUCAUUUUAAAGGGUAAGUCGGUAUUUUGGAGAGGGAGGGUGGAGAUGGACCUCCAUUUCUAAUUUCUGUGGACCGCAUGGAAGCCAGCAUUCAACAUUUCCAUCCACUCACUAGCAGUAACGGCAGCAGCCGGAGGGUUGAGACUCGAGAGCAUUUCCUUUUAUCGUCAUCUUCUGCUAAUCAGACCAUUUUCUGUGAAUCCUUUCAUCUUUUGACAUAAAAUUGAAAAGAAGAAGGAAUGAUCCGCACCUAUCUGCCAGUAAUUUCUACAUAAUUUCUACCCGCCCUUUAAUCCAUUGCAGCAUUUCUUUUUAAUUAAUAUUUAGUUAGAGAAGAGAAACAAAAGAAAAAUUAAAGAAAUGGAAGCAGUGUCACGGCAAACACAGGCUCUGAAGGCAAAACCAACGACAGCUGCCUUUGCCCCAUCUCUUCCUUCAACCAAACCACCCUCAUCUUCCCAUGUUGUGGCUUUCAAGGGUUCCUCUUCAGAUUCCAAUGGUUUUUCUUCAACGCAGAAUCCUUUUCUCAGAGGUCAAUUUCAUGGCAGGCAUUUCCUUGGAUUCAGCUCGAAUCGUCGCCUGAGACAUCGGCCAGGAAUUGUGGUUUCACCAACGUGUGUACUUCCGUUGACUGAAGAAAAUGUGGAGAGAGUUUUGGAGGAGGUGCGACCUGGCCUUAUGGCGGACGGGGGAAAUGUGGCUCUGCAUGAAAUUGAUGGCCUUGUUGUGGUAUUAAAGCUGCAAGGUGCAUGUGGGUCAUGCCCGAGCUCCACGAUGACGCUAAAGAUGGGAAUCGAAACGCGACUCCGGGAUAAGAUCCCAGAAAUCCAAGCAGUCGAGCAAAUCCUAGACACAGAAACAGGCCUGGACUUGAAUGAAGAAAAUGUUGAGAAGGUUCUUGCUGAAAUUAGGCCGUACCUGGCUGGAACAGGAGGUGGAUUGCUAGAGCUUGUUGAAAUGAAGGAAUAUGUUGUCAAAGUGCGGUUGAGCGGGCCUGCAGCCAAGGUCAUGACUGUGCGUGUCGCUUUGACCCAGAAAUUAAGAGAAAAAAUACCGGCCAUUGCAGCCAUCCAACUUGUAAAUUGAUAACUGGCUACUUUGCCUUCGAGGAGCUGUUAUUAAUUUACCGUAAAGGGAGAGAGGGGGAGGUGGUGAGAUCCAUCAUGAGUAGAAUUUUCCUUGUAAAAUUAAUUCAUGAGCAUCAUCAACGAAUCAUGUCUACAUUUGAUACUUAGAAUUCUUAUCAAUCAAACUGUCUGUGGGUGGGAUUGUAAUCCUCUCUGCAUGGGGCUCUAGCGAGCGAGCCAACUAGCCAGGCAGAAGAUCAACAGGGAGAAUUAAGAGGGAUUAAGGCCCCAUCUCCUUUUUUCUUUUAUAAUAAUUUUCCCCAAUUUUUAUGUAACGUUGUAACUCAGAAUAUUAACAUUUCAGUAGGCAUUUUCUUUUCCUCAA